AGAAUCUAGAUAUUCUGGAAUUUCAGAGUUAUCAUGUUUGUGCAGAGAUUUGAAGGUCUUUUUUUUUAAGUUAUUUCAAUAAUUAGCGCUGUUGAAGAAUCAGAAAUAGAAAAAAACUCUCUUCACAAAUUCUUUGGUAGAUCAGAAGGUGCUUACUGUCAGGUGUGCUAAACUCUGUUUUUUUCUGAAAUCGCACUUCAUCUCUACUUCCUCUUUCCCCAGACACUGAGAAAGGGGAGAUGUGGCAGAGGAAUCAGACCUCUCUGGCAGACUUCAUCCUUGAAGGCCUCUUUGAUGACUCUCUCAUCCACCUUUUCCUUUUCUCCUUAGCCAUAGUGGUCUUCCUUAUUGCAGCGAGUGGCAACAUGCUCACUAUUCUCAUCUGUGCUGAUGCCCAGCUUCAUACACCCAUGUACUUCCUGCUCAGCCAGCUCGCCCUCAUGGAUCUGAUGCAUGUCUCCACAACCAUCCCGAAGAUGGCUACCAACUACCCAUCUGGCAAGAAGACCAUCUCCUUUGUGGGUUGUGCCGCCCAGCACUUCCUCUAUUUGUCUCUGGGUGGUGCUGAGUGUCUUCUCUUAGCUCUCAUGCCCUAUGACCGCUGUGUUGCCAUUUGUCAUCCACUUCGUUAUACUGUUCUCAUCAACAGAAAGGUGGGACAGAUGAUGGCUGUCACGUCGUGGUUGGGAGCAUCCACAAACUCUCUAAUUCACACAGUGAUCUUGAUGCACUUCCCUUUCUGUGGGUCUCGAAAAAUCCACCACUUCUACUGUGAGUUUCCAGCUGUUGUGAAGUUGGUGUGUGGAGACAUCACUGUUCAUGAGACCACAGUGUACAUCAGCAGCGUCCUGCCUCUCCUCCUCCCCAUUUUGCUGGUUUCUACAUCCUCUGCCUUUAUCCUCCACAGGCAGAUGGGUUCAGCUGGGAGUAAGAGAAAUGCCUUUGCUACUUGUAGCUCUCACCUCAUUGUGGUUUCCUUCUGGUUUGGUGCCUGCAUCUUCUCAUAUAUGAGGCCCAGGUCCCAGCACACCCCAUUGCAAGAUAAAGUUGGUUUCGUGUUCUAUAGCAUCAUUAUACCCAAGCUGAAUCCUUUGAUUUAUACUCUACGGAAUAAGGAGGUAGCUAAGGCUCUGAGAAGAGUGCUGGGGAGAGAGCUUCUCACUCAGCAAUUGCCGUUGCCCUGAAUAUAAGAGUGGAAUGGGAUAAGCUCCUUAAGUUGAUCAGCAUAAACCUCUAAGACUUUUCAAGGGUCCAGAUCCCUGAUGACUACUGCAAAAAUGAAGUAGUUAACACACAAUGCAGUAUUCUAACUUGCUCUCAGGUACCUGAGUACUGUAGAAUAUUACCUUAGUCCAUUUGGGCUGCUAUAACAAAAAUACCAUAGACUAGGUGGCUUAAACAACAAACAUUUUAUUUUCUCACAGUUCUGGAGGCUGAAGAGUCCAAGACCAAUCCUUGAAAUUGCUAGACACUCUCUCAUUUCCUUUUGAUUUCUUUAAAAAUGUAACCCCUGCCAAAACAUGCUUCCCUCAGUGAAAUAAGUCAGGUAGAGAAAGACAAAUACCAUAUGAUUUCACUC
This is a messenger RNA of Callorhinus ursinus (northern fur seal), 1579 nucleotides long. RefSeq names its product olfactory receptor family 2 subfamily AE member 1 (gene OR2AE1). The record is from RefSeq and is a predicted model, not a curated record. Gene Ontology annotation, biological process: G protein-coupled receptor signaling pathway. Gene Ontology annotation, cellular component: membrane. Gene Ontology annotation, molecular function: olfactory receptor activity; G protein-coupled receptor activity. NCBI's taxonomy places the organism in Eukaryota, Metazoa, Chordata, Mammalia, Carnivora, Otariidae.